AUGGCGCGGUGUUACAUUUUGGCAUAUAUGUCAAAUGUUCUACAACAUCAGCAUCAGUCUAUGCCUUCUGCCUAUGAUAUAAUGCAGAACCUCAAAGAAAUGUUUGGGGAUCAAAAUCGUGUUGCUAGGCAGACUGUUAUGAAGGAACUUAUGAAUACUACUAUGGUAGAAGGGACUCUAGUAAGGGAUCAUGUUCUGAAAAUGAUUGGUCUUCUCAAUGAGCUACAGAUCCUUGGAGCUAAAAUCGAUGGGGAAACCGAGGCCGAUGUCGUUCUCCAGUCACUGCUGGACUCUUUAAAGUAG
This is a messenger RNA of Malania oleifera, 303 nucleotides long. RefSeq lists its product as uncharacterized. NCBI's taxonomy places the organism in Eukaryota, Viridiplantae, Streptophyta, Magnoliopsida, Santalales, Ximeniaceae. The record is from RefSeq and is a predicted model, not a curated record. Bases 1 to 303 code for a protein of 100 amino acids. The transcript has a single exon.